Molecule: messenger RNA, 926 nt
Organism: Hordeum vulgare subsp. vulgare (domesticated barley)
Lineage: Eukaryota; Viridiplantae; Streptophyta; Magnoliopsida; Poales; Poaceae
Product: transcription and mRNA export factor ENY2
Exons: 5
Coding region: 132-485 (117 amino acids)
Biological process (GO): regulation of transcription by RNA polymerase II; poly(A)+ mRNA export from nucleus; positive regulation of DNA-templated transcription
Cellular component (GO): DUBm complex; nuclear pore; SAGA complex
Molecular function (GO): transcription coactivator activity; chromatin binding
Source: RefSeq, a predicted model, not a curated record
GAGCAAAGAAAAAACACAUAGCCAAGCCGGUCAGACGACGUGCGAGGCAGAGGAGAGGAGGAGGAGACAGGAUUCAGGAACCCGCGAGACGACGAAGCAGGAAGAAGCCAGAGGCGCUCUCCAAUCCAAGCAUGAGGUCGUCGAUUAACCGGCCGCCGACGCCGGACCAGGAAGAGGAGGAGGAGGAGGAGGAGGUAGGGAAGGAGGCUUCUCUCGGAGACAUCAUCAACCUCAAGUUGGUGGAGAGCGGCGAGAAGGAGCGGCUGAUGGAGCUUCUCCGGGAGCGGCUCGUCGAGUGUGGCUGGAGGGAUGACAUGAAGGCUCUCUGCAGGGCCUAUGCAAGGAAAAAGGGAAGAAAUAAUGUAACAUUAGAUGAUCUUAUUCAUGUUAUUACUCCAAAAGGAAGAGCCUCGGUGCCCGACGCGGUGAAGGCAGAGCUGCUGCAGCGCAUCCGAUCAUUUCUCAUGUCUUCCUCGCUUUGGUAGCCCAUGUAUCAUACCGAUCGGAAGGCGCGUGUAGGAAGCUGGAGGCAUCGAUCUUAGAACGUGUAACGCUUCAGGGAAGGAAGCUGCAAAUAUCGACAUAAAAUGGAUCUGGUGAUGUGGUCGUGGUUCCUGGUCAGGCAUGUGGUUGGUCCUGUCCUCCGACUGUACCAUUACCACACUGUAUCCGUAGUGCCAACCUCCCGCUUUGCAACGCUGCAUUGCGCUGUCGCUUCGAAUGCCACCUGGUAAUCUUAAUUAGAGAACUCAGAAUCAAUGCGUCUGGUAGUACUCGUGCGUCUCAUGUCAAACCUGAUUGAGUGAUCUUCAUUAGGGACCAACAAGAACAGACGCCACUUUGUCAUUGUAUUGUGAAGGCCUUAUCUGAUACUCGUAUUUUCCGUGUGCUCCUUUAUUGAUCGUUACAUGUGUGUGCUGCGAAAA